Messenger RNA from Ceratitis capitata (Mediterranean fruit fly), 4871 nucleotides. RefSeq names its product alpha-1-macroglobulin. The record is from RefSeq and is a predicted model, not a curated record. The coding region runs from base 443 to 4783 and encodes 1446 amino acids. NCBI's taxonomy places the organism in Eukaryota, Metazoa, Arthropoda, Insecta, Diptera, Tephritidae. The transcript is spliced from 13 exons. Gene Ontology annotation, molecular function: endopeptidase inhibitor activity. Gene Ontology annotation, cellular component: extracellular region.
UAUCGCAGAGAGAUGGUGAGAGUUUGAGAGGGAAAGUCCAGUUGUAAGCGAAGAGCAACAAAUAGAGAAUCAGAAAUGAAACAAGCUCCGCUCUUCCGAUUAAAUGCAGAAUUAUCAAACUGGAAUUUUAUUGAACCGGCUUGUUUAGAGAACAACUCAAAGUAAAUUUACUCGAACGCAAAAUAAGUCAACUCAAACAAAGAAAUGUGUUUUCUCUAUUGUUCUGUGAAUGUUGUCCGUGGUCGUCUGCUUUUGAUUAGAGAUUUUGCCAUUGAUUUCAGUCGACGCGGAGCAGUGGUUUAGUGCGAAUGGAGUGACGCUUCAACCAGAAGUCGUGACUAUUGAUAAGCAAUCUUUUUUGCUUCUUAGCUGGACGUUGCAUGUCAAGUGCACCGGUUUUUGUGUAUUUUGUGAGCAUUUAUAUUGCCUUCAUUUAGCGGUCAUGCAGCAACGUUGGACGCUUCUAUUUUUAGGCAUAUAUCAAAUCGUCCUGACGGCAAAUGCUAAGGGGCACUACACCAUAGUCGCACCCGGUACCAUACAUACCAAUAGCAAAUACAAUGUUGCCGUCGCUCUACAUCAAGCCACUGAACCGGCAACGCUGCGUAUCAGCAUAGUGGGACCACAAUAUAAUGAUACGAAAACGAUUUUGGUGUCACCAUAUGAAGUAGAGAAUGUAGCCUUCUCUGUACCCGUUCUACGUGAUGGCGAAUACAAUAUAAGCGCAGAGGGACUGAGUGGUGUGAUCUUCAAGAAUACGACCAAACUCAACCACAAUGUUUUCCAGACACAUGUCAAAAUACAAACUGAUAAAGGAAAGUAUAAACCCGGUGAUGUGGUCAGCUUUCGUGUACUUUUUAUGGAUGAAAAUUUGCGUCCAAGUGGUCCGUCUUCAAGUAGUGUUAUAUGGUUUGAGGAUGGCAAACGCAAUCGAAUUAAGGAGUACAAAAAUUUUACGGUAACAAAAGGUGUUUACACUGGGAAAUUUCAAAUAUCUGAGUAUCCAGUGUUCGGGACAUGGCGGUUGGCUCUGGAUAAUGGUGGUUGGCGUAAAACUAUUGUUAGUUUCGAUGUCGAAAAAUAUGUUUUGCCAAAAUAUCAAGUGAACGUUGAGGCCACUUCGAAAGUGUCGGUUAAAGAUGGUGACAUGCAAGUGAUUGUCAGAGCCAACUAUACCUACGGCAAGCCAGUUAACGGUCGCGUAACUUUGAUUCUUGGACUGAAAUCCUUUUACUACUACAACAAAUAUAAGGAUAAUACCACCCAAGCUGAACAAAUAAUAAAAACAACAGAUAUGAUUAAUGGUAAAGCAAAAUUCGAUAUCUCCGUGAAGCAAUACAAGGAUCGCUUUCUCAACUUCCGAAGUGCUCCGCUCGAUAUAACAGCGACGGUGGAAGAGAGUUUCACAGGUGUAAAGGUUAAUGGCACCGCACAUGCAACGCUCCAUAGAGACCGUUAUCUCAUUUUCUGUCUGACGCAUAAAGAUUGUAAUUGGUUUACUGCCGGCAAGGAAAUGGAACUGGCAUUUCAUGUACUAAGCUUUGAUGGCGCAAUGCUAAAAGAUCUGAAUACCCCGGUGCAACUGCGAUACACCGAAGCACUUACGAAGCAUCACUCUAAAGAUGACAACAAAACAGAGCCCAAAAUAGCACAGCAAGUGCUGGAGUAUGAUAGUGUGUUGGAUGAGAACAGCACGGCAACCUUUAAGGUAAACUUGCCUGCAUUGGAAGAGUACGACGGCUAUACGCAUUUCUAUAAAAUACAAGCACUAUACAAAGAUGAGUUGCACGAUGUGUUGAACGCAUAUCAGAAGCCCCCACCAGAAACCACACACGAUGUAAAGCCAGCUGAGCCUGAAAAACCAAAAACAUACUUCAAAGCGCAAGUGGAGUAUCCUAAAGGCCGUUUCACCUUUAACCUUAAUGAGAAGAUUAUUCUGAUUAUAAAUUCGAGUACGCCAUUGAGUUAUUUCGACUACAACAUAGUGGGACGUGGCAAUAUUUUGGUUACCGAACGCGUUUUCGUACCAAAUCAGUCCAACACUUACGAUUUGACCUUAACACCGAGCUUCAUGUGGAUGCCUUUCGCCCGUUUCUAUGCGUAUUAUAUCGAUGAGCGUGGCGACUUUCAAUAUGCCGAGACCAGUUUCCAAAUUAACACAGAAAUGCAAAAUGAGUUGGAAAUUACUGCACCCGCUGAGGUGAAACCUGGUGAGGACGUCACGCUACGCAUCAAAACAACGCCACACUCCUUUGUCGGUCUACUGGCUGUGGACCAGAGUGUACUCCUAUUGGGUCGCAACAACGAUAUCUCGAAGAAUGACUUCACCUGGCGUUUGAGUUCAUAUACAACUUACACGCCUUGGCAAGGUGGUUUCUCCCGCUAUCCAGGUGGUCAAAGCGGUGUGGUAAUACUGACUAGUGGCAAUUAUUUCUACAACUAUACAGCGCCACACACAGACACCGUUGACAACCGUUUCGACGAUCUUCAAGCUCUGCGUGGCCCUGAACUUCCUAAACCACUAUCCGCUAAGCCAGCCUCUGCGGCCGCUGCUGCUUCUGGCCCAGCAACACAAAGCCAAGUUGCGGUUCGUAGAGACUUUGCAGAGACUUGGAUUUUCGAUAACUUUGAGGACACACAAACGGAAGUGUUCAAUUGGACAAAGAGAAUCCCCGACACGAUCACUUCGUGGCUGAUCUCGGGAUUCGCAUUACACGCGGAGAAAGGACUUGGGGUUACAACACAAACAACUGACAUUGUUACAUUUCAGCCUUUCUUUAUAUCAGUAAGAUUGCCGUACUCAGUGAAAAGAGGUGAGGUCAUCAAUGUACCAGCUUUGGUUUUCAAUUAUCUUGACAAAGCGUUGGAUGUCGAAAUCACACUGGAUAAUACGGAUGGCGAGUAUGAGUUCACCGAAGUCUCAAACGAGAUUAUAAGCGAUACGAAACGCGUAAAAAUCGUGCAUAUACCGCCACAAUCUUCAGCAGGGGUAGCAUUUAUGUUACGACCUAAAACUAUCGGUAACGUUAUGUUGAAAUAUGCAGCAAUCUCACCACUUGCCGGCGAUGUAAUACACAAAACGCUGAAAGUUGUACCGGAGGGCGUGACAGAGUAUGCAAAUCGUGCUUUUUUUGUGAAUUUGCGAGAAACGUCUGAGUUCAAGCAGAGUUUCGAUUUGGUAUUGCCGGCAGGUGUUGUGCCGAACUCAGAGCAUAUUGAAGUAUCGGCAAUCGGUAAUAUAUUGGGACCACUUCUUAACAAUCUCGAGCAUUUAUUGCGUAUGCCAACUGGUUGUGCGGAACAAACGAUGUCGAAGCUGAUGCCAAAUUAUUUUGUAUUAAAGUAUUUGAAGAAAAUCAACAAAUUGACGCCGUCUUUGGAAUCGAAAAUAUUGCAAAACUUGGAUACAGGUUAUCAACAUAUACUCGGCUUUCGUUUGAAUGAUGGCUCGUUUGUCACAUUUCGCGAUGUGAAUCAACGUGAAAACGGUUCGGUCUGGCUCACCGCAUAUGUGGCGCGUUCGUUGCACAAACUGCAGGAAUUCAUAAAAGUAGACAAUGUGAUACUCGACAAGAGUUUACAGUAUCUUGCUAGGCGUCAAGCAGAAAACGGCAGCUUUGUGGACACCGACAAUGCAUUUUUCGGUAGAGAACGGCAACAGGGUGUACCGUUGACGGCGCUUGUCUUAUUGGCAUUUUCAGAAAAUCAGGCGCUGCACGAGAAAUUCCAAACCAACAUAGACAAAGCUACCAAGUAUAUAUUAGAGUACAGUGCGAAGUCCGACUGUGUACUUGCUAAAGCUCUAAGCGCCUACACACUUCAAUUAUCUGGGCAUCCAUCAGCUGCUAAGCAAUUCGAAAUACUAAAAUUAGCUGCGAAGUCAUCAGAAGACCGCAUGUGGUGGUCUACUGGGGAUCAGCAUUCAAGUUAUUGGUGGCGCUGGAUACCUAAUGGUGAUGUGGAGAUCACUUCCUAUGCACUCCUAACACUACUCGCUGAUAAGCUCGUUGAAGUCGAUGAACUUUUGCCAAUUGUGAAAUGGUUGGUGGCGCAACGCAACAGUUAUGGUGGUUUCAUUUCCACUCAGGAUACUGUGUUGGGACUGCAAGCUCUGAUUGAGUUCGCAGAGAAAGCGAAAUAUGAACCAGGCACAAUGGAUGUCGAAGUGUUGGCUAAAGGGGGCCUAACGCGAUCGGAGACUUUGAACAUUAACGAAGAAAAUGGACUGAUCUUACAAAGUGUCGAGCUUCCACAAAAAACUUUAUCAGUGGACUUCACGGCAAGAGGCAAAGGUGCGGCCAUAAUACAAAUCGCCUAUCAAUACAAUGUUCUUGAGGAUGACCCACAACCGAGUUUUGCAAUACAAACUAUCAUUAAAAAGGAUACGCCUAUACUCAAAAUGGAAAUGGAUGUAUGCGUAGAAUAUGCCGGCGAAGGCGAUGCAUCAAAUAUGGCCAUUUUGGAGAUUACACUACCCUCCGGUUAUGUGGCAGAUGUCGAUUCAUUUAAACAAAUUGUAGCCGUACCAAGUGUUAGGCAAGUUGAGUCGCAAAAAUCCGAUACUGUCUUCGUCAUCUACUUCGAAAGUCUACCAAAACAAGAAAUUCAGUGCUUGCCCAUAGAAGCCUUCCGUCAAUUUGCUGUCGCCCGACAAAAACCCGCUUCCAUUGUAAUCUACGAUUACUAUGAUACGCUUAAACGAGCUACGAUGUACUAUGAAGUUGCCUCGAAACUGUGCGAUAUUUGCGAAGACGACAAGGAAUGCAAAAAGGCAUGUCAGUGAAGAGAUUUACAUUACAAACGAAUCAAUAAGGAAUAUAUCCGUUUUAUACAUAAGUUUCACUAUAAUAUACAAUAAUAUGCAAGAAGAA